AUGGGAACAGGGUUCCCAUCCCGGGUAAGGGAGGGAGGGAGGCGGAAAAAGCCCACGACAGCCAUUCGGGUGAGCUGCACAGGCUCCUGCAGGGUCUCCAGCAAGGCCAACGAUGCAGCGUGUGUGGCGGAGGAGGGCUACUUCAACAGUGCCCUGUCAUUGGCGGACAAGGGGAGCCUGCCGACUGGAGAGCACAACUUCCCCUUCCAGUUUCUGCUUCCUGCCACAGCACCCACGUCUUUCGAGGGCCCUUUUGGGAAGAUCGUGUACCAGGUGCGGGCCACCAUCGACACGCCACGUUUUUCCAAGGAUCACCAGUGCAGCUGUCUGUUCUACAUCUUGAGCCCCCUGAACCUGAACAGCAUCCCAGACAUCGAGCAACCCAAUGUGGCCUCCACCACCAAGAAGUUCUCCUACAAGCUGGUGAAGACGGGCAGCGUGGUCCUCACUGCCAGCACAGACCUCCGAGGCUACGUGGUGGGGCAGGUGCUGAGGCUGCAGGCUGACAUCGAGAACCAGUCGGGCAAGGACACCAGCCCUGUGGUGGCCAGUCUGCUGCAGAAAGUGUCCUAUAAGGCCAAGCGCUGGAUCUAUGACGUGAGGACCAUUGCGGAUGUGGAGGGUGCCGGAGUCAAGGCCUGGAGGCGGACGCAGUGGCAAGAGCAGAUCCUGGUGCCCCCGCUGCCCCAGUCGGUCCUUCCGGGCUGCAGCCUCAUCCACGUGGACUACUACCUGCAGGUCUCCCUGAAGGCACCCGAAGCCUCCGUGACCCUCCCGGUCUUCAUCGGCAGUAUCGCUGUGAACCAUGCUCCGCUGAGUCCCCUGCCAGGCCCCGGGCCACCUCCCGGGGCUGUGUCCUCUGUGGUGCCCUCUGCACCGCCCCAGGAGGAGGCUGAGGCUGUGGCUGUGGCCAGCCACCCCCCCUUCUCGGACCCUGUCUCCCUCUUCACCAAGAGCCACUCACCGCCUGUGCCACCUGCUGCCUUUGGUGGGGUGUCGGGCACCCCUGAACCCUGUCUUCAGGAUGGCAGCCCCGCCUCCCGCCCUCUGCCCCCUGCCUUGUGCAUCUCCACAGGUGCCACUGUGCCCUACUUCGCAGAGGGGUCCAGAGGGCCAGUGCCCACCGCCAGCACCUUGAUCGCCCCCCCGGAGUACAGCUUGUGGGACCACCCCUAUGAGGCCCCGCCGUCCUAUGAACAGAGCUGCGGCGGGGUGGACCCGGGCCCGAUCCCCGGCAGCUGACCCCGCACCGCCUCCUCGGGCUGGCCGACCUCUGCCGUGGGCCGGGCGCCCAGGGCCUCGUGC
Miniopterus natalensis is the source of this 1305-nucleotide messenger RNA. The record is from RefSeq and is a predicted model, not a curated record. NCBI's taxonomy places the organism in Eukaryota, Metazoa, Chordata, Mammalia, Chiroptera, Miniopteridae.